This is a messenger RNA of Toxotes jaculatrix (banded archerfish), 2970 nucleotides long. It is a transcript of the gene gpaa1, whose product is annotated as glycosylphosphatidylinositol anchor attachment 1. The coding region runs from base 129 to 1979 and encodes 616 amino acids. The transcript is spliced from 13 exons. Gene Ontology annotation, cellular component: membrane; GPI-anchor transamidase complex. The record is from RefSeq and is a predicted model, not a curated record. Lineage: Eukaryota; Metazoa; Chordata; Actinopteri; Toxotidae. Gene Ontology annotation, biological process: attachment of GPI anchor to protein.
AGUUGAGAACAUUUAGCAGUAGCUGCUGUGAAUGAGCUCCACCUCUGCAGGUCGAUGUGACCGGCUUUACACUGGAAAAAGGGUCCAGUGUGUCCAGGCUUCAGGAUUGUGUUACAGCGGACAACAACAUGGGGCUGCUGUCUGACCCAAACAGAAGACGGGCUUUGAUCAGCCUGCUCACUCGCCUCAAUGCCCCACUCUGUUUGGUCUGCUAUCUGGCGGGCGUGGCUUGGUUCAUGGGUUUAUCUUUUGAGCCGUUCACUUUGCGGACAUACAUGUCAGAGAAUGCCAUGGGGUCGACCAUGGUAGAGGAGCGGUUUCCAGCAGGGGAGAGGGCGCUGGCCACAGCCAGGGAGUUUGCAGCACAUAAGAAGAAAGUAGGUGGGAUGCCUGUGGAUUGGUUGGUGAAGACCAUGCAGGCUAGAGGGCUAGAAGUGUUUGCCCAGAGCUUCUCUCGCACUCUUCCCUUUCCUGAUGAAAACAAGGAGAGAUAUAUGGUGAAAGGCACUAAUGUGUAUGGGAUCCUUCGGGCACCUAGAGCUCCACGGACUGAAGCCCUAGUGCUGAGUGCUCCCUGCAGCCCGGGUGAUAACAACAACCAAGCUGUGGGACUGCUGCUUGGUUUGGCACACUACUUCAGAAAUCAGAUUUACUGGGCCAAGGACAUCAUCUUCCUUGUGAACGAGCAUGAUCUAAUUGGUAUGCAGGCCUGGCUGGAGGGCUACCACCACACCAACACCACAGGAAUGGACUGGUCUCCGCUGCAGGGCCGUGGUGGUUCAAUCCAGGCAGCUCUGUCCCUGGAGCUCAGCAGUGAUGUCAUCACCAGCUUGGACCUGGUACUGGAAGGCCUCAACGGCCAGUUACCCAACCUGGAUUUAGCCAACCUCUUCUAUGCCUUCUGCCAGAAGAUAGGAGUCCUUUGCACCAUUCAGGGCAAGCUGCAGAGGAAUGACUGGGACAGUGUAUCCGGCUACAGCCACGCAGUCCAGACCAUGAUGCUGAUGGUGAUGAAGCAGGCCAGCGGGCGGCCUUGGGGGGACCACGGCUUGUUUCUGCGCUACCACAUCGAGGCUGCCACCAUCAAGGGCAUCAACAGCUUCCGACAGUACAAGACUGACGCCACCACCAUUGGCAGGCUUCUGGAAGGAAUGUAUCGUAAGCUGAAUAACCUCCUGGAGCGCCUCCACCAGUCCUACUUCUUCUACCUCAUGCCAUCACUCUCUCACUUUGUCUCUAUUGGUUACUACAUGCCUGCCUUCGGCCUGCUUGCCGUCAUCCUGCUGCUUCGUGCCUUAGACUUGUGGGUCCAACUUGCAACUCCAGCACCCAGAACAGAAGAUGGAAUUGCUGACAUUGAGCAGCAGUCCAGUCCAGGAGUGCUGUCGGUGUUGACUCCUCUGGUGAUCAGCCACCUGACUGGAGUAGCUCUGUACACGCUGCCAAUCCGUUUUCAGGAGAUGGCCGUUGAACACUUCCCGGUGUCUGAGACUGAAGGUGUGGUGCUGACAGCUAUUGCUGUUUACACGGCAGGGCUGGCUUUGCCUCAUAAUACGCACAGGGCAUUCCUGUCAGGGGAGGGGACGGAGCAAGGCUGGAGAGUGCUGAAGCUGGUUGCGGUGCUGUACCUGGCUGUGCUGCUGGGUUGCACUGCCCUCAUCAACUUCUCCCUGGGCUUCAUCCUGGCCCUCACCCUGGUCCCUGUGGCUGCCUUUGUCACCCCCCAUGUCCCCAAGGUUCUGUCAGCCUUCAUCAUGGUCAUCCUCAGCCCAGCCUGCACUCUCCUCUUUUCCGUCUUUUUCUUCCAAGAGCUACAGGAAAUGCCUGUCAGCUUCCAGGAUGGUUGGUUGCUCUACCUGUCAGUCAUCUCGCAGGGCAUCCUGGACCACUCCCUGUAUGGCUCUCUGGUCUACCCACUCAUAGCCCUGCUGGUAUAUCCGUGCUGGCUGAUUUUCUGGAACAUCCUCUUCUGGAAGUAGAUGCCAGUCACCCAGGACGUCCGCAGGCUUUCAUGGGGAGAAAACCCCUCUGAGGUAUUCUCAGGUUUGUCUUCACCGGGGGGAAUAUGAAGAAUGACAGUUAAAUCCACUGGAGAGAAAAGAAGAGAAAUAUCUACAGGUGAUGUGGAAAGAGUGUAUUGACUCCCUUUUUUGGACAUUUUGUUGGUAUGUCAAUAUCAACUCCAAUUAUUUCAUUCUUAAAACAGAGAAAAUCAGGUCUUCUUGAUACACUCAGAAGAAUGGACUAUUUUUUACUAAACAUCUCACUUACAAAUACUUUAGUGGAACAGGGGAUGAUCUUUUCACUGGUAAUGGUAAAUGUCAUGGUUUGGUUGCUUUCUGUAAAAAAAAAAAAAAAAAGAAUUUGGUUUAAGAAUUUCUUUCUAAAGAUUUUUGUUGCCUGUGAUACAUGUGGAAAAACAUUACACUUUUUUUUUUUUUAUCAGGCAGGGUUGUAAUGAUGGAAGAAGUUUAGACUGUACCAACAUGGUUUAUUCUGAGGGUAAACAGUGAAGAGACAGAAUAAACCAAAUGGCUGGUUAAUUGUCUGUGUCCUUCAAGACUUUCAUACACGUGUAUGUGUUGAACAAGCCAUCAUUACACCCAAUAUUUUUAUACUUGUUUUGAUAACCUUCUUUGAAAUGUGUUUAUUUUCUAUUUAUAAAUGCCAAAAUAAAAGACUGGAAAAGUUUGGAGCAUGAUACUUUGCUGUACAUUACUGAACUUACACACAACCUCAACACGUAGGAAUGGAAAUUUACUUCAAAAUUUAAUUGCUCCUAUAUUUUGUCGUAAGUUAGCAAUUUGUUGUGUCACAAAUAAUAAAAAUCACAAAAAACAACACCUGGAAUGUCAGCAACACAACCAGCUGCAUUUACACAACUGAAGACUUAAACCUGCUACAAACUGUGCAAAAAAAAAAAGGUGAAGUUCAGUGAUUUAGUGAGUUUAUAGUUACACUAGCAGCUCU